Molecule: messenger RNA, 4059 nt
Organism: Closterium sp. Yama58-4
Lineage: Eukaryota; Viridiplantae; Streptophyta; Zygnematophyceae; Desmidiales; Closteriaceae
Source: the annotation of a GenBank genome assembly
AUGUCGUGGUGUACAAUCGAGUCGGAUCCAGGGAUUUUCACGGAGCUGAUGCAGCAGAUGCAAGUGAAGGGCGUGCAGGUGGAGGAGCUUUACAGCCUGGAUCUGGACGCCAUCAAGCAGCUCAGCCCUGUGUACGGGCUCAUAUUCCUCUUCAAGUGGCGCCCAGGCGAGCUGGACACGCGCCCCACAGUGCCGGACUCUGCUGCACCAGACGUGUUCUUUGCCAGUCAGGUGAUCAGUAACGCAUGUGCGACCCAGGCGAUCAUAUCAAUCCUCCUAAACGCAUCCAACCGCAUUGAAAUCGGCCCGGAACUCUCCACACUCCGUGAUUUCACCCGCGACUUCCCCCCCGAGCUGAAGGGCCUGGCGAUCAACAACAGUGAGGCGAUCCGUGCGGCCCACAACAGCUUCAGCCGCCCGGAAGCCAUAGUAGCUGCCGAGGAGGCCCGGGCGGCAGAAAAGGACGACGAUGUGUAUCAUUUUAUCAGCUAUGUGCCGAUUAACGGGGUGCUGUACGAACUGGACGGGCUCAAGCCCGGACCUAUCCGGCUCGGAGAGAUUCCAGGCUCGGGAAAAGGUUCGGGUGGUGGUCCGGGGGAAGAGGAAAAAACAUACCAGCGCAUUGACAAGUAUGCGGAGAGCGAGAUCCGAUUCAACCUCAUGGCUGUGGUGCGCAACCGCAAAGAGGCGCUGGAGGAGCGGCUGGGGGCGCUGAGGGCGAGGAAGGAGGGGUUGGUGGGGGAGAUUGAGAGGCGCGGUGGAGGGGGAGGGGGCAUGGAGGUGGAUGGGGGUGAAGGGGGGGAUGCGGGGGCGCUGGAGGGGGAGGUGGCGGAGAUUGAAAUGCAGAUGGCACACGUGCAAGACUUAAUAGCUGGUGAGGAGGAGAAGUACCGGCGAUGGCGGACGGAGAACAUUCGCAGGAAGCACAACUACAUCCCCUUCCUCUUCAACUUCCUCAAGAUUCUCGCCGAGAAGAAGCAGCUUCGACCAUUGAUCGAGCGAGCAAGACACUACGUUGCACCGACGCCACGUGUAGAUUCCUCAGCUCCCCAGCCGCAGCAGCACUCUCGCGGUCAGUACUCAGGGUUUGUUUUUCGCUACGUCGAAUCAGACCGUGAUCGGCCGCUUUUCAGUCCCCCGAUCAUAGACUCGAAGCCCUUUUGGCGGUCGAAAUCCAAUCAUUCGGGUAGCUUCAUUCUCGUCUGUCGCCAUUGGCACCGCCUCGCAUGUGCGACUCGAUCGCACGUCGCACUGUCGCAGAACCGUCGUCUGUGCACCGGACGUUUUUUGAAAGGUCUCCCUUCGUUCCCGUCGCUGAAAUCGCUCACCCUGCCAAAUGGUAGCCUCUCAUUGGCCAACGAUCAUUUUUUGACCCAGCUAGCUGCCACGUGUCCAUCCCUCACUCACUUCCAUCUGGGAGACAUGGGCGAGCCGCGAUUGCUUCCUAGUCUCAGAGGCAUCGCGACAAAAGGGCCUCUAUGCGAUCUCCGGCAUUCUAUCACUGCUGCCGGGCUGACCGCUCUUUUUUCCUCCUGCCCGCGGCUCGAGUCCCUGCAGCUGCACUGCCCGCCUAAUCUUCACCGCCUUCCUCCGUCAAUCUGCGAGUUACAUCACUUGACGGCACUAGUGAUGACUGGGUAUGGACUGAGGCGCCUUCCUGACGGAUUCUGUCAUCUCUCCGCUCUCGUCCGUCUAUCUAUUCGCUCGGAAUCCCUGUCGAAACUUCCAGCCUGCUUUUCAACGGGCACGGACGUUGACGUAGGCCGUUCUAACCAAUCAGACAAUACCAGCUAUUCUGACGACGAAUGGUCGUCAGAUGAGGACUUCAGUCACAGCGACUCGGGUCAGAAGAACAAAGCUUCGUCGAUUCUUCCAGUCACCUCCCUCACGCUCCCACACAACCCCCUCACUCCCCAGCCUCGUCCCUCCACUCUUUCCUCCCUCCGCCAUCUCUCCCUUUCCCGCCAUUACCUCCGUUCGCUCCCCGAAACCCUCCCCGCCGCCCUCCCCCUUCUCGAGUCUCUCGAGCUCCGCGAGUGCUUUGAUCUUUCCGCCAUUCCGCUGCGCCUCCCCGCGCGCCUCCCCCGCCUCCGCGCGCUCACUCUCGGCUAUCUCCCCCGCCUGCGCGCUUCCCUGCCCGCGAUCCUCGCCGCAGGUCCCCCUCCCGCCGCAGAAGCCGCAACUGUUCCCCCGUCGGGGGAGACCGCAGCCGCAACAGAAGCCGAUGGAAACCCAGGGGGAAUUCUGGAACGGGGCACGGAGGAGGCUUAUAGCGGGGCUGAUUGUAAGGAGUAUGCGGAGGGAUUAUGCAAGGGAUUAGAAUGCCUGGAGUUAUUCAGUCGGGGAAAAAUCAGCGAAAUUUCAGGGAGUACCCUCGCCGCAUUAUCUCCGUCCCUAAUCCACCUCACUCUAGCGGACUGCACCACUCUCUCCUCCCUCCCCGACGAGCUCUCUCUCAUGCUCAACCUCCGCUCCCUCACGCUCUCCGCCCUCCCACACCUCUCCUCACUCCCCUCCUCCCUCCACCUCCUCUCCCACUCUCUCCGUGACCUAAGCAUCAUUUCGUGCGACUCCUUGCAAGCCCUUCCCUGCUCCCUCACGCUUCUCUCCUCCCUUUCCUCCUUGCACCUCUCUGGCUGCGCCUCUCUCACCACUCUCCCUUCUCCUCCUCUUCCUUCACCACUCAAUGAAGCGACUGCAGGCAACCGCAGCUCUUCCCAGGAAGCAACAGCUCCUCACCUCGCCACCAGCGCCGCCAUCAGCACCAGAAGCAGCAGCAGCAGCAGGGGCAAAUCUCCCAUCCCGGUGUUCCUUCAGUCGCUCACGAGCCUGCGUGUGUGCCGCUGUAAGCGCCUAUCAGCCCUGCCCCAUGCCUGGCAAUGGCUGCCGUCGCUGCAGCAUCUGGAGAUGGACUAUAACGCUUGUAUGGAGGCACUCUUUGAAGGGGAUAACACUGUUCAUGUCGGCACGAUGCCUCCUUACCACACUGCAUCGGAGGCUGACGGUACUGCUGAUGUAACCGGCACGGCUGAUAUAACCGCCGCUGCCGAUGUAACCGGUACUGCUGGUGAUGCAGUGACUACGGAUAUGGCAGGCGAUACCAAUGCUGUGAGCAGUUCUGCUGGCGCCGACAGCCAAACACUGGUGCUAAGGGCACCCCUCGAUGGGAGCCCUAUAAGAGCAACUGUCGUGAAGGAAGGCGAGGAGGAGGAGGAAGUAGGAGAGGGGGAUGAUGGGGAGGAGGGAGAGGACGAAAAAGACAAGAGGGUUGAGAGGAACGAGAAGGGCAAGUGGGAAGCGGAGGAAGAUGAGAUGGAGGAGGGGAAUGAGGGGGAGGAGGGAGAGGAGGAGGAUGGGGGUGAGGGGUUGCCAGCAGCAAAGAAGCAGAGGAUCAAUCCAGGCAGGUCUGCGUUAAGACACUCCAUGGCCACCAUGCACUCAUUACAGUCAUUCUCCAUAACAGAAUGUGAAUCCCUCAGAUGCUUGCCUGCCACCAUCAGCCUUCUGCCCCGCCUGACCUCCCUCCAUCUCUCACUGCUUAAUAACCUCAGAGCUCUACCACCCUCUCUUCCCCUCCUAUCCGCCCUCACCUCACUCGACCUCUCCUCCUGCGAUCUCCUCCCUUCCCUACCUUCUGCGCUUGGGAAUCUCUCCAGUCUCCGUAUCCUGAAACUUUCGAACCUGCCCAGACUUGCUGACCUGCCAGAAUCUUUUGGGCAGCUGUCUCGACUAGAGCGAUUAACCCUGCAAUAUUGCGACCUCCUAAGCGAGCUACCCAGUUCUUUCCCUUAUCUUCGCUGCUUAUCGGAGCUGGUUAUCGAAGAAUGCGGAAAUUUCAAGCAGUUACCGACCAAUAUUGGGUUACUCUCGUCACUUGAAUGGUUACAGCUGACCACUCUGCCAAGAAUGACCGAAUUACCCAGGUCCUUGCGGCAUCUGCGAAGGCUUUGGCAGGUGGAAAUUAGGUGCUGCGGUUCAUUAAGAAUCAUUCCGGAGUUUCUCAAAGAGAAGCCCGAUCUGGGCCUGAUAGUUUCUGAGCGAAGGGUUAGAACACCCUAG